UAACCAUAUUUAAUUAAAAUUGCGUAAUAUUAAGUCGUAAUCAUAUUUUAAUCAGCUGAAAUUUUACUGAGAGUUGAAUCUGUAUAUAACAAUUCAGAAUUAAACAAAUAAUAAAUCUGUGAUAGUUAUAGUUCUUGUAUAUAAAACCAGCAUCAGUAUUAAAAUAUAGUAAUAGUUUGUUAAAAAUAAAAAUUUAAAGAGCGUUAAUAUGCUAUAGAUGCAAUACUUAUAAGUUAUCUAAGAUAAAACUAGAGUUUAUAAUUAUUGCAACUUAUAAGUAUUGCAUCGACAUUAAGAUGAAUAGCCAAUAUUUUAAAAAUAACUCUUUAACUCAAGAGCAGCAACCCUACGUUUAUCACGGGCGUUUUGUCACAAUCGGUAUAGGCGCAUAAAACCACGCGGUCCACGGCGCGCGCCCCAUUCGCUCACAGACCGCCGCGCGCGCAACAUCAAUGAUCCUACCCGCUCGCGCCAUGUCGCCACACGGCGUCUACCAUCCCCCUGCGCAUCCUCACGAAGAAGAACCCGUCUCUAGGACAUACCAGUACAGAAAAGUUAUGAAACCAAUGCUCGAGAGAAAAAGGAGAGCCCGCAUCAACCGAUGCCUCGACGAACUCAAAGAACUUAUGGUCACCGCUUUGCAAGCUGAAGGAGAAAAUGUCUCGAAGUUAGAAAAGGCUGACAUUUUAGAACUGACAGUUCGCCAUCUUCACAGCCUUAAGCGUAGAGGACAGUUAGUGUUGAAACCCGAAAUGUCAUAUGCGGAGCGAUUCCGUGCCGGAUUUACUCAGUGUGCAACAGAAGUGUCACAAUUCAUUGCGAAUGCUACGUUAGCGGCGAACGCGAUGCAGCGUCAAGGGCCUGUGGAUCCUCAAGCUGGUGCGAGGCUGUUGCAGCACUUGAGUAAUUGUAUCAGGAGAUUGGAGAGUACUCAGGUCCAACCGCCGGUGCCCAAUGGCGUGGCAAGGCCAACGCCGUUGCAACCGAUUGCACCUGCACCUCCACCACAGCCGAUUCCUCAAGUUAUACCUCAACAACCGGUUCAAAGGACUUCGUUACCAGAACGAGGUUUAAAGCGGUCAGCGGAACCGCUAGACGCCGAAGCGACGCUCGCUAAGCGCGCGUACGCACCGCCUUCACCGCCACACAGCCCCGCCUCCGAAACCACCGACUCCGCCCAGUCGAUGUGGAGGCCCUGGUGACUGCUCUUGGUUUUGUGAUCUCGUCCUAAUAUUAAACAUUUGAACAUCGUAUGAAGCCGCAAUGUGACAGUGAUAAAACUUUUUCAAUAAGACCUGUGAUUUGGCGGCUGUAACUGUUACUGCGUGUGUGUGAAUAGACAUUGUUUUAUUUAAACGUUCCUAGAACCAAUGUGUAUUAAAUCGUUGCAUGAGUUUUACUCGCUUUGCUUGUUGAAGUUUGUUUUUCUUUUUCUAAUUUAAAAAUAAAAUAAUGUUUCUUUUUUGUUUUCAUCUAUUCUGUUAUUUGACAUUCCUAACUUCAACGUCUUUCGCAUCGAAUAGUAUAAGAUUAAAAGUUAUCAUAAUGUAGGUAGUUAGUUAGCACCUAAGAUAAAGCUGUGAUAUAACGUUUUAGUUGUCAAAGUUAUUGUUACAUUACUAUCGUAUAAGCUAAGAUGAGAUAUCGGAAUAUUGCAAAAAUAUAACGUAUAAUAAAAAAAAUAUUUGUAAUUUAAGUUUGUUUUAAAUUUUCUUAUCCUUCCAAUCAUAAUAUUUGAAAAAAGAAACUGCAGAAAUAAUCUUGUCACAAAUCUCAUUUCCUUACUUCUUUUCGUUUCUUGAGAAAAUAUUGAUUUAAUUA
This is a messenger RNA of Diatraea saccharalis (sugarcane borer), 1821 nucleotides long. The record is from the annotation of a GenBank genome assembly. NCBI's taxonomy places the organism in Eukaryota, Metazoa, Arthropoda, Insecta, Lepidoptera, Crambidae.